CGUGACCACCCGCUCCCUUCCUUGGCUGCCCUGGGGAGCACAGUCGGGCUGCCACCACGGCAGGGGACAGGCUGACACACAAAAUUAUUUUCUAAGGCGGAGUUCUGAACGCGCCGGGACGCUCGGAGAGGGCAGGGUGUAGGGGCGCGGAGGAUCGCGGAGUGCCGCCCUGCUCCCGCCCCUGCUGGGUCCGUCCCGUCCGGUCCCGUGCCCGCCGGACCCGAGCCCGCGCACGAGUCGGACCCCGCCCGGCCGCCGGCUCGCCUCUCCUCCGCUGCACUCGCUGCGCGGGCUCGAAAGAUGGAGGGCUACGGGCGAUUCUUGGCACUGCUGGCUUCUGCGCUGCUGGUCGGCUUCGUGUCGGUCAUCCUCUCCCUCGUCUGGGUCUUCCACUACCGCGAGGGGCUGAGCUGGGACGGCAGCUCGGCGGAAUUCAACUGGCACCCCGUCCUCCUCGUCACGGGCUUCGUCUUCAUCCAAGGCAUCGCUAUUAUUGUGUACAGAUUGCCCUGGACCUGGAAGUGCAGCAAACUCCUAAUGAAGUUCAUACAUGCUGGAUUAAAUACCACAGCUAUGAUUCUUGCAAUUGUUUCUAUGGUAGCCGCGUUUGAAUACCACAAUGCCCAGAACAUUCCUAACAUGUACAGUCUGCACAGCUGGAUUGGGCUGACUGCUGUUAUAUUUUAUUCUCUCCAGCUGUUCUGUGGUGUCGCUGUGUUUCUGCUCCCGUUUGCUCCAGCUCAUCUCCGCGCAGCUGUCAUGCCAAUACACGUUUAUUCGGGUCUGACCAUCUUUGCAACAGUGAUUGCAACAGCUCUCAUGGGAAUCACAGAAAAGCUUAUAUUUGCAUUGAGAAGUCCUGCAUACAGUGAAUCCCCACCAGAAGCAACUUUGGUCAACUGUCUUGGUCUUUUGCUUGUCAUAUUUGGUUCACUUAUUUUGUGGAUGGCAAGCAGGCCCUACUGGAAGCGGCCCCCAGAAGAGAAUGCUAAAAUUAUGAGGCCCAUUGGAGCAACUCCUGAAGGCACAGAAGUAGAAUCCACGAUGACAAACAGCAGUAAUGCAGAUAAAGCUGAUCUGAGGAGCAAUACUGAAGAAGCCAAAAAACAAAACAUCAAAUUUGAUGAAGCAGGACAAAGAUCAACUAUGUAAAGAAAAUAUACAGAAUAAAAAGUACUAUUAUACUUCCAAUUUCUCCCAGGUGAGGGUCCUUCUAAUGUAGUUAUAUUGAUAUGUAAGUAGGUUGGGGGUUCAUUUUUAGUAUGGCUUGCUGAAACAUACUCAAGUUUUCUGCAUAUGGAUUUAAACUCCUGGAAGUCCCAGACAUAUUUUAUUGGUCCAUGACUAGUCUUUGCCUUGUUUAAAAAAUCAAGAGCAUCAUAUAAUGGGAAAAUCACAUCAUUGGAAACUGUCUUACAUAUAACUUCUUAAUUUAAUGCUUAUCUCUCUUAUAGUCAUGAAAAAUUUAACAAGAUUCAGGCUAAAUUUUUCUCUUGAGUGCUUUUGCAGGUUAUGAAUCAGCCAUGAAGUAUACCAUACAGAAUGAUUUAGUUUGUCACACCUAAAUUUCCUGGUAAUGUUCACUUUGUUGAAGCUUUGAUUGCUCUAGCUGAUUAAGCCUCGCACUGGCUGCUAUGUUCGACGGGAUUUGAGGUAAUUCUGCACUUUACAGAGCUGCUUCAUAAAAAUGUUUAUUCUACAAUUUUUAACUAAAAAAAAGAGAAAAGUUUGCUAGAUAUCUUCAUAAAAGGUUAUAUUACCUUUAGAAACUUCUGGGAGUUUUUGGUCUUGUUUUUUUAAAAAACAGAAUGUAUCUGUUGGCCUUUCAACAAAUUCUACCAAAUACAUUGUAUACAGACUAUUUUUGGCUUUGAAUUAUGUGCAAUUAUUAGUGUAAUCUAAGAAAUGUUAAGACAUCCAAAUGCAGAAUUUGUCUUAUUUGAAAAGCUAUAGAAACACACUUAGAAAAAUGUAUCACUUAAACUAAGUCUUCCUUUUAUCCCAGAAGGCAGCAUUUUAGUUCUUUAUUUGAUUGCACAGUUCUGCUGAUUUAUGGUACUAGACUAGAAUCUAGGUGGUUAGAAACCAGAAAAAAUCUGCUAUCAGUCUCACAGAAAAAAAAAUUAGCUUCAAGUGAGAAAUACUUUCUCCAGCACACAGGUGAGCUUUGCUCUUUUAUUAAAAUGCUACCUGUUAACUGAAAGCCAAUUUGAGUAUCUCCACACUGACGUCAAAAGCAUUAUUAUCAUAGGCACCAAGACAUGCUUUAGUAUGUAAGCAAUCUAUACAAACUCUAUGACUUUUUAAUUUGAAAUUAUUGUUUCAAAUAAUGCAAUUUUCUCUAAAUAAUGAAGAGUUCCUACUGGCACUUUACUUUUAUAGCUCUUUCUAGUAACUGAAAUAUUAAUGUAUUAUGCUCAUUCAUUAAUUUCACAGAUACAGACAAUAUUUAUACUUCUACUACUAUGGAAGAAUAAUUAUAGUAGAUUAUUUGGACUGCAUAUGUCCAAAAUGAUGAGCCAUUCUAUUAUCUCUUGUAAAAGCUGCAGAGCCCACUACAAAUACAAAUUAACCACUGUUCAUGUUGGAAUAUAGAUAGUUUCAGACAGCAAAUAAUUUCCUACUUUUAAAUACUACAUAAAUUUUUAUCUACUCCAGCUUUUAAAAACACUUUAAUAUAUUACCCUUCAACAAAUGCGCCAUUUUUGUAGUUCACUGUGUGUUUGUACAAACUAUUUUGGACAUGAGUUAUUUUGGGUCUUCUCUGACAAAAAGUACCUCAGUUCCUGUUAUUUGAUUUUUAAUAAUAUUUUACUAUUUGGCGAAUGCAGUACAGAAAGCUAGCAUAAUAAAAUAUUUUAAAAACUUUAUUGCUGUACCACUUGGUACUCAAGAACUACAUCCCAGAGUUCUAUAGUUUCACUUAUAGGUUUGUGGGUGACUGGGACCAACCUCACAUUAAUGUAUUUUUCCACUGCAGAAAAUGCCUGCUUUUAAUGUACAAUUCAGGUAUGACAGAAGGAACACUAACCUAAACUGCUAAACUAAUGUGUGAGCACUUCUCCAGUCCCACUAUGUGCAAUGAAUCAAACAGUGAAGCAUGACAGAGGAAGUGAAUAAAUGAGCUUACUUGCUGUAAUUUACUAUGCAGCUUUCUAUACUGCACUCACACAGGCAACAGCAUUUUAAAUUGUUAUGUAUUGGCCUGUUACUGUGUCUCAUCCACCUGUGAAAAUAAGCUCACUCAAUCCUUGCAUAGGUCACAUAAUAAAAGCAUAUGCUUGUAUGGAAGGUAGUCAAUUGCCUAGGGAUUGUUCUGGAAGAAAGUAACUGAACAGCGUACUGGAAACAAACACAGAAUCUAUGACUUCUUUUGUUACAGCACUGAGUUGAAUGUAUUGAAAUGAACAGCUUUUAGGUGGUUGGCUCUAUAUGCUGUUAAAUAAGCAGCAUUCCUUCUGGUUUCCAUUGAUUGCCAUGUACUGUUCAAGGGGAAUGCUACUUGAAGAAAGGAUGGUGGCAUUUAUUCUCUAUUCUCAAGAAGUGCAAACGAGUACGAGUAACACCAAGGUUGUGGGUUCGAACCCCAUGUGGGCCAUUUGCUUAAGGGCUGGACCCGAUCAUCCUUCUGGGUCCCUUCCAAUUCUGACUAUGCUGUGAUUCCGUGACAUAAAACUGACUGAAAAUCAAGGAUUAGCAACCUUUUGAGAGGAGCCUCCCAAAACAUAAUUUUGGUUUUCAACUGAGAGGUUAAACGUGAUAGUAGAAACUCAGCGGAAGCUGGAAGAUUCCAUCUGGGGAAUUGUUAAUCAGUGAUAUCUCACGUGCACGAACUCUGGGAUUCUGGCUUCUGAUCUUUGGAAGGUCCCCAUGAGAUGCAGUAGCUGUGAGCUCCUAAACCUUGAUCAACCUUGGUGUGUGCAAUUUAUAACUGAUAAAACAUACUAUAGACUUUUGGCUUAAGUCUAAAUUGAUUAAAAAGGCCUCUAUGUAUCCUUGCAAAAAAAAAAUGAGGUUAGUUCAAUGCUAAAUAAAAAUGCAUAGGUGUUUGUAGAGUAAAAGUCCUAAACAUGCUCCUCAAAGUGGCUUUCCAUUAACUUUCCUUUUAUGCAAAUUUUCUUACCUGUAUUUAUGAGUAACAUAAAUACAGUAGCAACAUAAGAAAUGAAAAAAGUGUAUUUUCAGAGAUACAAAUGGAAGGUAGAACUCUAGCUUUUUCAUGGGUAUUUUUAUGCAUGUUUGGAAAUCAUAUACAUGAUUGUUUUUACAGGAACAUGACUGUAGAGCUUACAUUCCAGGUUUGGAUUCCUAUAAAAACCAGGAAGUUACAAAACCUAACAAGAAAGUGCUAUCUUAAGAUGCCUGGGAAAAAAAAAUAGUAUAUUUACAUGCUGUCAUGCAGUAUUAUGCACAGAGCAGAAGAGUGUUUUUUCCAACAUUAAGGAACUGAGAAAUGAUGGUGCAAAUUAGAUUCUAAAAUUGAAUGUAAUUACAUGUGUGUUUCUUACUACAUGUAACCAAGAAUAUUGCAUAUGAUAAUGUAAAUAUGGAUUACUUGUUUACAUGGAUAUUUUAUUGAGUGACUAAGAGAUAUUGCCAAAUAUUUUCUAUUUGAAAAGUCUCUUUCUUUUGCUUUUAUUUCAGAAAAUUCCUUCCUCUGUUUUUAACUGUUCACAAGAACCUAAAAAUUUAUUUUAUUAUCCAAAGUGCUUAUUUGUAGAUGAGAGCAAAUAUUUAAUUAUAAUGUCUCUUUUCAUUAUUCUUUUUUAAAAUGUAUUAAUAAAAGUGAUUUUUUGAGCUUGUGA
Molecule: messenger RNA, 4805 nt
Organism: Onychostruthus taczanowskii (white-rumped snowfinch)
Lineage: Eukaryota; Metazoa; Chordata; Aves; Passeriformes; Passeridae
Product: plasma membrane ascorbate-dependent reductase CYBRD1
Exons: 4
Coding region: 301-1152 (283 amino acids)
Cellular component (GO): lysosomal membrane
Molecular function (GO): oxidoreductase activity
Source: RefSeq, a predicted model, not a curated record